Oreochromis niloticus (Nile tilapia) is the source of this 5015-nucleotide messenger RNA. It is a transcript of the gene khnyn, whose product is annotated as KH and NYN domain containing. Gene Ontology annotation, cellular component: nucleus; cytoplasmic ribonucleoprotein granule. The transcript has 9 exons. The record is from RefSeq and is a predicted model, not a curated record. Gene Ontology annotation, molecular function: mRNA binding; RNA endonuclease activity. NCBI's taxonomy places the organism in Eukaryota, Metazoa, Chordata, Actinopteri, Cichliformes, Cichlidae. The coding region runs from base 178 to 3186 and encodes 1002 amino acids.
CAGUGAGCGUCGAGGAGCAUGUGGUAAACUUUGGACCGCUUGCGUAGUUGUUUUUGUUUUAUGGUUGCGGAAGGCUGAACGGGAGCUGCCGCCGCUGUUGCUGCUGGAAACGAAACUUUAACGGCGCGGAUCGAGCUCACUAUGUUCGACCGUCUGUCACCAAUUUAAGAAGAAAGGAUGGAUGACGAGAGAAGCGACGGAGGCGGAGGAGAGGCGGAGUUGGAGGAUGAGUUCGCGUGCGCCGGGAUGCUGCGGGGGUCUCUGACCUCCCUGCACAGCACGGUGGAGCGGAUAUUCAGUGUGGCGUUCAGCAUCGGGGCGGACGAUCUGCCUCACGGCAGCAACGGCCAAAUAUGGCUGAAACUGCGAGGGCCGAGCGCCAAUGUGAAAGCCGCCAAGUUAUUUGUGAAAGGAGUUGUGAACCAGGAGGAACAGCAGGAGAUUACGUAUCCUGGGGUGCUUCACUGUGUCUUCUGCGGAGCCAAAGGCCUGUUCAUGGACAGCCUGAUAAAAAGCACCUCAGCACAUAUAGUGGUCGGCUCUCCAGGAUUCCUGCUCAUAUCUGGCCUGAUGGAGCCGGUGGUGCGAGCCUACUCUCUUAUUACAGACCUGGUAGAGAGGUAUGAGGGCACACAGUCCAAGCGCAUGGGGGAUGGAGGCUCAGGUGAGUCCCUGGAUUCACGACGGGCCUUUAAAACUCUGGUGGAGAAGUGGGAAGACAGGCACAUCCUGGAUCUUCUUGUGCUGCCAGGAUCAGUAAAGGAAAUCCUGUUGGACUUGGUGAAAGAAUCGGGACUUGGAUCAAGCCCUAGUUCAUCACUGGCUGAUGUAAAUACAGAGGCAAGGCCACAUGGGGAUUCAGAGGAUAGGUCUAAAAUACCCAGUGCCCUAAAGCAAACAGUCCCUGAUCCUUCUAGCACUACUGAGCGAUGGGCUGAAGGGAUGGCUGCAUGCGCAGGAAAUGACUUUGCAAAUAAAGACUCCUUCUUCCAAGCUUUUCCCAUGUCUGCAGGCACCCGAGGGAGGGCAGAGGGUGCUGAGGAAAGACCCACGCAUUCACCACAGGAGGUGGGAGAAGAGCACUUGGGCCAAGCAACAGCAUCCGGGGAGGAAAAAGAGCAGGAGUUGCAGCUGUCGAUGGGAAACAAGGAGUUUUGGCUUCUUUUGAAAUUCUUUACCGCCAUGGGAUACACAGAGGAGGUUGUGAAACGAGUGCUUGCCAGAACAGGACCUAAAGAGGCAUCACAGAUUCUGGACUUAGUUCAACAGGAGCAGGACCGCAGUGACCAAGAGCAGAGAAAUCGGGUUCUCCCAAACCCAAAGAGGGAAGACGCCGUCGACCUGAAUCAGACAGAGAAAAACCGACCCUGUGAGACAGAACACAGAGAAGAUGGGGGAGAAACAGUAGGAGGCGGUGGAGCCAUACGUAGCGAUGGAGAAACUGAAGAAGGACGAGAGGGGGAAGACGCAACAGGGGAUGCAAGACACAGUCAGGGAAAAGUCAACACAGACGUAAUGAAUAAAGAGCAAGAGGAAGACUUUGUGCUGGGGGUGUUGAAGAAAGCGGCAGCCAGCUGUGGGUACCCUGAACAGAACGUAACCAAACUGUAUAACUUGUUGCCUGAUGGAUCCACUCACCAGCUGCUCCUGCAGCUGCAGAAAGAGGGAGUCAAAGAGGCAGAAGCCUUCAGAGAAGGACCGAGAGAGAUGGAUGAUGUGGUCUUGGAGACUGGCGGGUCAAAAUUUCAAAUAAUACCAGAACUUCAGCCUUAUAAACCUCCAGAAGAGAGAGAAUUCGAUGGGCGAGAAAAGAUAAGGGUGUCAAGGAUUGAUGGUAGUGUCCCUAUUGAGGGACGAGAUAUUUGGACUAAUAAACCCCAGGAGUCACCGGUGACCUUGUACAACUCACAGCAAAAGCAAAACCAGCCUUCAAAGUCACAAACUCCUCACCACAUCGUCCUACCUGGGGUCAAAGGGCCACCAAUGCCUACUUAUGCCUCAUCCAUGGAACCUCAGCUCACCAAUUUCCAAUCUCAUAAGCAACAAGCCAACACCAACUACUUGCCUAAUCCAUCUCCCACAAAACAGAAUCAUCACGCUCAUAACAAUGGCUCAAGGCACUCCUUUAAACAAGCACUUCAAGCUCCUCAGCCUUUAUUCUCUGGCACGAAGGACUCGUCUCCCACCAGAGCGAGGGACAAACGGGGUUUCGCGUCUACUCCUUCGGUGGUGGUGACAGGAGAGCAGCGAUUCCUGGAGAGCCUUCAGAUCCCCUUUGAACUCAAGCUGACAGACAAGCCCGGAGACUCAAGACUGAGGACGAUCAUAAUUGACGGGAGUAACGUGGCUAUGAGUCACGGACUCGGUCAUUUCUUCUCCUGUCGGGGAAUCGCUCUGGCUGUACAGCACUUCUGGGACCGAGGCCACCGUCAAAUCAGCGCCCUAAUUCCACAGUGGAGGCAAAAGAACGACCCCAGGAUCAAAGAGAAGCACUAUCUGACAGAGCUGCAGCAGCUGGGCCUGCUCUCCUACACGCCAUCUAGAGAGGUCCAAGGCAAGAGGAUCAGCUCGUAUGAUGACCGAAUGAUACUGCAGCACGCACAGAAGACUGCCGGAGUGAUCGUGACCAACGACAACCUGAGGGACCUCUUGGACGAGUCCCCCGUAUGGAGGGACAUCAUCAAAAAGAGUCUUCUUCAGUACACUUUUGUCGGGGAUCACUUCAUGGUCCCCGAUGACCCUCUUGGAAGAGGAGGGCCUCACCUGGAUGACUUCCUGCGUUCAGAGCACAGGAGUCCAAAUCCAGGAAAUCACUCUUUUGCUGGUUCGGCCUCAUCUUUCAGUUCCUCCAAACAGCCCCGCUCCCAAACAGAGGUCAUCAACUUCCGUGACCGAACGCUAGGGGGCGCACUCGACGCUUUGGGAGGAGGCGGCCGGGGUAGAGGGAGAGGGCAAGGAAAGGGAUGGGACACGGGACAGAAGCAGAAGCAGUAUGGUGCUGCAGGUCAUGGCCAGGGGGCCCGGGCCGAGAGGAGUCCUGAAGAAACAGCCAACCUGAGAGAUCAGCUCUGUCAGGUUUUCCCUAAUCAGGACAACAUGGUGACGCUGGUGCUGCAGUGCCACUCGGCAGAGACGGACAUCAACGUGCUGUCUGAUCUGAUUUUGGAGCAGCAAUCAACAAACUAGAGAUCUCUCAGUUUUAGUGUUUCACCAUAGAAUUUUCUCACGGAAUUUUGCUCAGUUUUUAUUCAUUUUCUCGUGUGACAAUAGACUCUAUGUACAAGAUGGAUUUUAGCAUCUGUGACAUCAUCUAUUGGUUUAGGUCUUUUUUUUUUUUCUUUUUUUUUUUUAAUCAGAACCAUGAAGGUGAAGUAGCUGAGAAAAUUAGGCUAUUGUACACUCAGUUUUGGAUUCACAUUUCAAAUUCGGAGGUUGCAUCCAUCUCUAAUAUGGAUAUAGUCUGGAUGGAAAUACCACAAUAGCAACUACAAAGAUAGAUCGAUCCUUAAUUAAAGCUAAAACUUGACCAGCUCUGUCAAAUGAACCAGCAAAAUCCCUCAAUGACUGUCAGUUCAUUAACAUUUGUGUUUGUUGUUUUGAUUAUUCUUUCAGAACUAUACAGAUGAAUCCACAGGUUUUUGACCACAUUAUUCUUCCACAUUUAUGCAGUGCUAUCAGUGUUUAUUGUGUAUUUUAUGUUAGUCUGAUUUAUGUCAAAGCACCAGUAAAACUGAAGACAUUCCAAUUUGUAGCUUUAAUGCCAAAUAUUAGCAUGCUAACCCACCAAACUGGCAUGAAUGUAUGGUUAAUACAUUAGUUAGCAUGCUGACAUAUUAAACUGACAUCCAAAAAUUUAGUUAACACAUAAGUUAGGAUGCUAAAACCCCUAAUUGACCACAAUCAUAUGGUUAACACCUUGGUUAACAAGUAAGCAUGAAUAUAUUUGCUAGAAUGCUAACAUACAUAGUUAACAUUUUAGCAUGCAAAAACACCAAAUUAACAUUUUGGUGCAGACACACCAAAUUAAUGUAAAUAUAUAUAAACAUAUUGGUUAGCGUGCUAAUAUUGACAUUUAGCUUUAGUACAGCUUCCCAGCCUUAAGUUGGCUUUAUGGUUGAGCAGAGGUAGCGUGAUCCAAUCCAGGGACUGCCCAUCCACCUGCAGUGAUGAGAUGAGAUAGCCUUUAUUUGUCAGUUGCAGGUCUUUUGCCCGCAACCGAGAUGACAGACCUUGCCGACCGUACAUACAUUACACAACAUCACAUUGGGGAGACAGGUCAGGCUAGGUAGCGAGGAAAAAACAUCGAAAUGUGUAACACAAAAGGAUAAUACAGGAAUGCACAGAUAUCAACACACCAUAGCACAAUAAAACACAGACGAGCAACAUGGGAAAGAGUUCCAGUGAGCGCUGUUGUCAGAUGCAGGCAAUGUCAACCAGUCAGCAGAAUGCUGACUUGUCAACCAGUCAGCAUUCUGCAGUUGCAAAUGUCAUCCAAUUACAGCGACGCGCAGUCUAGAUUUCAGAGGACUGCACGGGAGAGCGUCUUGGGUGGGGGAAAACCCCCCUGUUUGCCCAAAAGCUGUAAGCAGAUGGACACAUUUGUGACCAUAAAACCAGCCUUAGAGACACUAGCUCAGCAGCAGAGUCUUAUUUUUAUUUUUUUUGUAUUUUUAUAAGACUAAUAUAGUCAUUGUGUAAUGACACCUAUUAACAAUCUUUCUCCGGGUAGUUUUAACUCUUGGAAAACUACUGUGAAUCCCAUAUGGUAUCAUAAUGGAGCCAUUUUAUAAACAGUCAGUCUGCCUUUGGUAAUAUAAAAAUACAUAUUUUGUGUAUUUUUCUUUUGUUUUUCCUUUAAUUUUACAGCCACCGGUUUACUUAGAAAAUAGGGUGAAAGAUUUCUAUCAAAGGCACAUAGCUUGCACUGAGAAUACAUUUUGGAUAUACAGUAACUGGUGUAAGAGAGUGUGUCGUGCUGAGAACGUAAAAACCCAAUUUUGCAAAAAUCUGCACAA